Messenger RNA from Harpegnathos saltator (Jerdon's jumping ant), 2215 nucleotides. Its product is annotated as transmembrane protein 114. Lineage: Eukaryota; Metazoa; Arthropoda; Insecta; Hymenoptera; Formicidae. The record is from RefSeq and is a predicted model, not a curated record. Gene Ontology annotation, cellular component: plasma membrane. The coding region runs from base 979 to 1725 and encodes 248 amino acids. The transcript is spliced from 6 exons.
AUUUACAUAUAUAUUUGUGCAUGUACAUGGUGACUCACUCAACGCGAGGCUUUUACCUUGUCGGUUGACUCGUCGAAGUCAACCGGCCGGGCGCAUGGACGCAUUGUCCCGCGAAGGAGUGUAUCGAAAUCCGGGACAAUUUGCCGGAAUUUGUCACAACAGCGGGAAAUGUGCAGAGCGACGGGAAAUCGAUCCUCCCGAAAUACAAUCUUCCGAAAAAUGAAAUGAAUGUUCUCAGAAGAGAGAGUCUUGAUAGAGACUUUGCAGUUUCAGUUUUAUGCACAGAAGCUUUAUUUCGAGGUAAUGUCAUCGCGCGUAUAUUAUAUGCAGCCCUCGUGCAUGGAAUUUUCCGAAAAUGAAAAUUCCCGGAGGAGACACUCAAUAGGGCCUUUGAACGCUCAAUUUUACAGUACAGAGAGCUUUAUUUCGAGGAGCUUUACGUCAUCGCGCGUAUAUUAUAUACUUCGUGAAACACGCAUUCGCGUAUUUCAUCGCAGGAUGCGAUGAAUAUAUAAAAUAUCCCUCGUAGAGUUCGUUUCUUCUUUUCUCUCGACGACCUUGCAUUACCGCGCGCUUUUAUAUCGCGGGACGGCGGAUCGGGGGAACGGGGAGAUCGAUUGGUGCAAAAGGAGAAGGAAAAAAAAAACGAGACGUGUGCUUCCGCUCAGGUGAGAAACGCACAGUCGCGGCUCGCAGCCGCCGCGCGGAAUUCCGAGCCGUUGAGCAUUACCCCGUUGACAUUCUCUCGUGUCUUCCACUACUUCGGAGCUUCGCAGCUUUCCGAAGGCCGCUUUCGUCGUAGCGUGGCGCGGGACACCCGGUAUAUUCGAUACCGCUCGCAUACAGUUGUCGCGUCCCGAUUGAGUCGCAGUACCGAUGCUGAACGUCGCGGGCAAGACAUUGUCGACAGAUCGCACCUGCCAGACAUGAAUUUCUGAAACGCUACCAAGAAACGCGGCGGCACCGGCUAAAGGCAACAUGGCAAAUCGCAUGAAGGAUCUCUACAACCAGGUGCUCUUCGAGAGACGGAUCCUUCUGGGCUGCACCGCUAUCGUCGGACUCUCCACGUGUAUAUGGUCCGUGGCCAUAGGCACCGAUCAUUGGUACGCGGUAGAAGCACCGGAUGAUCAGGGUCUACCGCUGGGUGGUGCCGGCAAGCCUGGCAGAAGGUUGCUCUACAAGCACAUGGGCCUGUGGAGGGGCUGCACCAGCGGAUUAGUGCCCGAGUCGGUGAACUCUACGAACCUAGUGCCUUACCAGGAAUGCAAGUACCUGGAGAUGUUUCCAACGGAGCUGCAAAUAAAGUUGGACUCGAGCCUGGACCCGACCGUGUUGAACUACUCCAGGACCCAGGUCUCGUUCGCCUUGAUCAGCCUCUUCGUGAUGGUGAUGGGUUUCGGCUUUUCGAUUUACACGUUCCGGAACCCACGCUACAUGUUCAAACGCCUCGCCGGUGGGAUACACUUCAUUACCGCCGCUUGCAACAUGGUGGUGAUACAAGUGUUGCUCUCCUCGAUCGAGUACGAGAGUAAUAACGUGUUCGAGACCUUCCCGAAGGGCGCGAUCGUGAAAUACGACUAUUCGCUUUUCCUCGCGUGGAUCGUGUUCCUAGGCAAUCUCGCGGCCGCCCUCGCCUUCAUGAUUUUCUCGAGGAAAAGGAAGAGAGACAAGGCGCCUACCGAGGAGAUUGCCAUGGCCGAUGAACCGACGAUCAUCGGCCGCUGAAAGCUUUAUUUUCUUACUGUUAUUCUUGUUAUUAUUAUUAUUAUUAUUAUUAUUAUUAUUAUCUUGUUACUCUUAUUGUUACAUGUGAAGAAACAGUGAAUUCUGAGUGUGAAUUAAAAAUGACGAUGCUACCGGUAUAUAUAUUCGGCCCUUUCACACGCAUGAUACACGUUUUUUGUAGGUACUUUACUUUACCUUACCUACUUACCUCAGUACGUAGGCACUUUUUCAGUAGUUCUUCAGUACGCUCCGCUCCGUUCGGAACAGCUUGGAUAAACAGGGAACAGUUAACAGUCACGAGAACGUCGGACUGCGGUUAACAGUAAUUUUAUUAAAUACAAUAACAAAAACAAUAUACAAGCAAUAAUAUAUAUGUAUAAUAGUAAUAAUAAUCUUUCCUCGGGAUGCCUCAGACAGAUAUGGGCGCAUUAAGAAUGCUCCAGAAACAGAUCCGACGGCGCAACGGAACGGUGAGAGUGCCGUGUGUUCU